CGUAAAACUCCGGUGAUGGUGGGAGGGAGUCAGCUGGAGAACGCGAAUCCGCUCAUUUACCGACGGGCGGGGGAGCGGCAGGUCACAGCGCAGGAGGAGGAUGAGGACGCGCCGGACAGAAUCGAUGACCGGGAGAUCUUUGAUCUAAUUCGCUGUAUAAAUGACCCGGAACAUCCACUCACACUGGAGGAACUAAACGUGGUUGAAGAAAUUCGAGUGAAGGUAAGUGAUGAGGAGAGCACGGUGGCUGUUGAGUUUACCCCAACCAUUCCGCACUGCAGUAUGGCAACACUGAUCGGCCUCUCCAUCAAAGUGAAGCUCCUGCGCUCUCUGGCAGAAAGGUUUAAGGUGGACGUCCAUAUAACUCCCGGCACCCACGCCUCAGAGCACGCCGUGAACAAGCAGCUGGCCGACAAGGAGCGAGUUGCAGCCGCCCUGGAGAAUUCCCAUUUGCUGGAAGUUGUCAACCAAUGUUUGUCCGCAAGAUCCUCUGCUUAAUUUGACGGUUCUGCCGAGGGGGUUAUGGGUACCCAGCAUGCACUCCUGCCGCAGAUUUAUCCCUAUAUUUAUGUAACUAACCAGAGCCAAUCCAUUCAGGAUGUCACUUUAAUUUCCCAGUCCUGUUCUGCACCCACGCAGCAGUCUCCACAACAGGAAUGGUAGAUUCAAGUUAACCCCUGAAUGGGUUUAGUAUAUUCUAUCAGUACUGAUACCGAACUCGUUUUCUUUGAGAUUAAAGGUUUUCUUUUUGUU
Messenger RNA from Xenopus laevis (African clawed frog), 753 nucleotides. It is a transcript of the gene ciao2b.S, whose product is annotated as cytosolic iron-sulfur assembly component 2B S homeolog. Gene Ontology annotation, biological process: protein maturation. Gene Ontology annotation, cellular component: cytosolic [4Fe-4S] assembly targeting complex. Lineage: Eukaryota; Metazoa; Chordata; Amphibia; Anura; Pipidae. The record is from RefSeq and is marked provisional.